This is a messenger RNA of Histoplasma mississippiense, 327 nucleotides long. RefSeq lists its product with no specific name. The coding region runs from base 1 to 327 and encodes 108 amino acids. The transcript is spliced from 3 exons. Gene Ontology annotation, biological process: fatty acid elongation; very long-chain fatty acid biosynthetic process; sphingolipid biosynthetic process. The record is from RefSeq and is a predicted model, not a curated record. Gene Ontology annotation, cellular component: endoplasmic reticulum membrane. Gene Ontology annotation, molecular function: 3-hydroxyacyl-CoA dehydratase activity. Lineage: Eukaryota; Fungi; Ascomycota; Eurotiomycetes; Onygenales; Ajellomycetaceae.
AUGAUUGGGAAAGAGAAGGGAGUUGUGGGCGCCAGGGGUAAGGCCCCCGAGUGGAGAUUGGGCGAUUGGAUGGUGGUUGGCUGCGCGAGCGCUUGGGGGAUUACAGAGUGUAUUCGAUAUGGAUAUUUUGUGGUGCAGUGUUUGGGUUCUGCAGUACCUCGAUGGUUGAUUUGGUUGAGAUACAAUACCUUUUUCGUUCUCUAUCCCAUUGGUAUUUCGAGUGAAUGUACAUUGAUUUACAAAGCCAUUGCACCGGCGUGGGAUAUUCAGCCUGUGGUUGCAUGGUUUUUCAUAUCGAUGCUAGUCAUCUACCCGCCAUUUUGUUAA